AUGCGUCACCUCCUUCUGCUAGGACUCCUCGCGGUCAACCUCCUCUUGUUCGCCGAGUCCUUCAUCCUUCCUCCUGGCUACGCUCCCCCGGUCUUUCCUGCGCUUCCUCUGCCGCACCUCCCGCUACUGGGUGUUGUGAACGACGGCGGGCUCAUGCCUCUUCUGGUGUCUACGUUGAUGGCGAUGCACGCCGGCACCAUCAUAGCUCUCUUCGUUACCGGAACCUACCGCAGGAGAAGGUCAGCCUCGGAGGACCUUGCGGAUCCCGUGUACCUCAUCAUGGCCACCGUCAGCCGUCUGGACACUCACGGCUGCAUCUUGAAGUUACUGUGCCAGCUGAGAGCCGAUUCCCCCGACAACCUUUCAGCAGAAGAGCGGAUUAUCGUGGAAAUCUUCGCCGAUCACGUCGAUCUUUUCGCCAAGAACGGGGCCGGCGAGUCCUCUGCCCUUAGUGAGGACGGCCAAUUGCAGAACCAGAAUGUGUGCACCUCUUCUGCUGAUCGCUGUCCGAUUGCAGGAGAUCUGUUGAGAAAUCUGUCACGGCAUGUCUGGGGGAGCAGCUUCUUUUAAGCCAAGACCAUCAACAGUAGAUCAUAUAAUGCUGGUUCUGAUAUAUUUAAGGUGUAAGGAUGUUCGUGACAGUUCACUUUCUUAUCGUAGGGGGAUUCUUUCCAGUCCAGUGAUGCGUAUUUAUCCAUACAUAUACUUAGACCGUGCCCCCCCAUUAUAAGGAUGGUUUUCGAGACAAGGCCCCUCCCAUUUCUCCCUCAUCAAACGUCUCCUUUCCUUUUAACGUUCAUCCCAACUCCUACAGAGCCACGAUAGACUGUUCUGUUUAUGAUGCUGGUUAUGAUGAAACAAAAAGGGGGCAUGAAAUCAUUUUUAUUCAUAUGGAUAUAUAGAUAUUGCACUUAUUUCAUCCCAUCUGUAUAUAUUAACCCCUAUCAUGGAUCUCAAUCACACAGGGCGUUUAUUUACAUAGUUUAAGCUUUAACAUCCUUCACAU
This is a messenger RNA of Penaeus monodon (black tiger shrimp), 1006 nucleotides long. RefSeq lists its product as uncharacterized. NCBI's taxonomy places the organism in Eukaryota, Metazoa, Arthropoda, Malacostraca, Decapoda, Penaeidae. The record is from RefSeq and is a predicted model, not a curated record. The coding region runs from base 1 to 570 and encodes 189 amino acids. The transcript has 2 exons.